Messenger RNA from Anthostomella pinea, 1071 nucleotides. The record is from the annotation of a GenBank genome assembly. Lineage: Eukaryota; Fungi; Ascomycota; Sordariomycetes; Xylariales; Xylariaceae.
AUGCCAAUCACAAUAUUGCAACCGGCGCCCGUGCCGGUGUUCAACGACACCCGGAACGACCAUGCCUCCGCCUCCGACUCGGACUCUGACGAAGGCGGCGUCGACCUCGAAGGCGACAUCUCGAUGAUGCGCCCCUCCAAGCGCGCCCGACGAACAGAAGACGACUCGAUCGUGACGCCCGGCGAGGUCAUCACCGAGGAUCCGCAAUGGAUGCGCGGCCACGGCACCUACACAACGCGCCAAGCCCCCGCCAUCGUCUCCUCCGUCGCCGGCACGCUCGCCAAGACGAACCGGCUGCUCUCCGUGCGCCCCCUGCGCGCGCGCUACACGCCCGAGAUCGGCGACCUGGUCGUGGGCCGCAUCGUCGAGGUGCAGGCGAAGCGGUGGCGCGUCGACGUGGGCGCCUCGCUGCUGGCGCAGCUGCCGCUGUCGGCCAUCAACCUGCCUGGCGGUAUCCAGCGGCGGCGCACCGAGACGGACGAGCUGCAGAUCCGCACCUUUUUCUCCGAGGGCGAGCUGCUGGUAGCCGAGGUCCAGCAGCUGUACGGCGACGGCGGCGCCGUGCUGCACACGCGCAGCCUGAAGUACGGCAAGCUGCGCAACGGAGUUUUCGUGGCUGUCAGUGGGACUGGAGGCGGUGGGGGCGUGGUUAGGGCAAGGCGGCAGGCGUUCACGCUGGAUUUGGGAGGAGCGAGUGCGGACGAUGCGGAGAAGAUCGAUGUUGUGCUUGGCGUGAAUGGGUAUAUCUGGAUCAGCAAGCAUGUCGAGGGCGAGGGCGCGGCGGCGGAGACGUCGGGGCCGGGCAUCAACCGCGUCGAGGAGAGCGUGGGGCUGAACGUGUACUCGAGCCAGAACGACGACAUACCGAUGUCGACGAUGCGGGAGAUUGCCCGCGUCCGGGGUGUUAUAGAGGCGCUGGUCGAGCAUGGGUUAAGGGUCGAUGAGGAUAUGGUCGCGAGGGCGUAUCAUGAGGCCGUAGAGAUGGCGAGGGGUGAUGGCGAUGGAGAGGACACGCUGUAUCUGGGUGGUGAGAGAGGUCGGAGACUGGCUCAAGCUCUUGUUGGGCGGUGA